AACCGAACUUUUCUUCCGAAGUUAUUAUCUGUCAAACUACAUGUCAAUGUAGCCAGUGAUGACACCGGUCCUGAAUGUAAAUAAACAUUUCAAUUUGGAAAUUAUACUUGUUGUUGAUCUUCAAUAAGCAUUAAAAUUGUAUUCUAUCCUUGAAUUUUGUGUUGGAACCGUGAAUAUCAUCCAAUGGCUAAUGUUAUCAUCCAAAAUGUUCGACAUCGACAGGCCAAUCCAAGCACAGUUUAUCAUGCCCUAUAUGGACACUACUUCUUGGGAAUCUCGAAGCAGGAUUUGGCCAAAAUAUAUGGGAAAUCAUUGGCAACCAUUUACAAUUGGUUCACCAAAUAUGAAAAAGACGGCUUGUUCCAGCGAAAGCAGCGGAAACAAACGUAUAAGAAAUUUUCGAGCGAUAUGCGAGAGUGGCUAGUCGAUCUUUAUCGAAAAGAGCCGCUACUUUUCUUGGAUGAAGCUAAGCAGAAGUUUCAACUUUACUUCCAUGUUAACAUUAGCGUUUCUUCUGUCUGCACAAUUCUCCACGAUUCAGGACUAUCAUGGAAGGUUAUAGAGCGCCGAGCCAUUCAAAUCCGCAAUGAAGAGAUCGUACGGUACUCGCGAGAAAUGUUAGCCAUUCCUUGGGAUUUGUUCAAUCUAAUUUUCUUGGAUGAAGUCGCGUUUGACAAUCGCGACAUGCUUCGCCGUAAAGGAUAUGGGGUAGUUGGGCAGAAAGUAGUGUACAGAGGUGAGUUUUGUCGAAAACCUCGUGAAUCCUUUUUGUGUUUUCUUGGAGUAGGAGGAAUCCUGGAUAGCUUUUGUACCGAAGGCACAUUCAAUAGGAAAAAAUUCGUUGAAAGUUGCCGCACUGUUGCUCUUAAAAAUCGCCAGGUUCAAAGCUAUCCAGGAUUUCACUCGGUCUGGAUAAUGGAUGGCGCAAGGAUUCACUGCGAUGCCAACAUUAUAAGAUAUCUCCGAUCAAUUGGAAUUAUCCCAAUUUUCCUUCCCGCUUAUUGCCUUUUCUUUAAUCCCAUUGAAGUUAUUUUCGGGAAAGUUAAGCAAUACUUGAAAAGGAUUCAUCGUGAAGGCGAUCCUGUCCGUUUAGACGUAUGCGAAGCAGUCAAUCAUUUCAGAUUGUAUUCAUGCUACAAAUUGUUCCAACACUGUGGCUAUUUUCCGGGAGGAACAUUUUUGCCAGAAAAGGCCCUUGAACAAAAUCAGAAGGAAUUUCACUUCAAUAUUAUUCCAGAGUAAUCACAAGCCAGUUACCAAGUGAAUGAAUUAUCUAACGUGUUAAUUAAACUGCCAAGUCUACACCACUAUAAUCAACUGCUGUACCCCAAAAUGCAAUAAUUAAAGUCC
This is a messenger RNA of Aedes aegypti (yellow fever mosquito), 1350 nucleotides long. RefSeq lists its product as uncharacterized. NCBI's taxonomy places the organism in Eukaryota, Metazoa, Arthropoda, Insecta, Diptera, Culicidae. Gene Ontology annotation, molecular function: nucleic acid binding. The record is from RefSeq and is a predicted model, not a curated record. The transcript is spliced from 2 exons. The coding region runs from base 184 to 1242 and encodes 352 amino acids.